GAGUAGCUCCCCGAACGGGCGAGCGGGAGAGGACAUUCUGCUUUGCUGGUAACCGCAUUUAAUCGAGUCGCAUAGCAUCCCACCUCGCAGUCCCUGGAACGCAAGUCAUCGACGCCCGAGGCUUCCGCCCAGAUGCGUCCAGACUCUAGACCCACACCGGCCGACUGCAUCCUUGCCGUCUCGCAGCCGUCUCGCACGUCCUGAGUCAGCUUCGCUCAAGAUUCCGCCGCGCGGUCACCCUUUGAGGCGAGGGCGUGAUGGCGCUGCUUCGCCCGCACACCGCGCACGGAAUCGCGUCGAAACCCCUCCUAACAGCGCUCCCCGAUUCGUCUCCGCUACAAUGCUCCCCGCUAAACGACGCAUUCGCCCUGCUUCCCGCGCAUUCCUCGGACCAUGUCGUAUCCCGCGCCAUUUGGCCGUUGACCGCACGCAGUUCCCAGAGCGCAAGAGCGAGCACACGCACAAGCACAGAAGGGCCGCCGUUUCUCUCUUCUCGCCGACAGCAUCCCCGAUGUCCCGGCACCGGUAUUGCCGGUGCGAGGUAUGCCAGAUACGCCACGGAUGCGCACAGAAGAAACUGGCGAGCAGGGACGGCCUUCUCCACUUCCGAGAAUUCUGGCAACGCGGAUGAGUCUGAGCCGUUGAUUAUUGAAGACGCGGAUUGCGUGGUGGUAGGCGCGGGGGUAUCGGGCCUCUCAGCCGCAUUCGCGCUAGUAACGAAGCACGCCGCUACAGUGCCGCGCGUGCUUGUAACGGAGGCACGGGACCGCGUGGGAGGCAAUGUGACUACAGUGGAGGGAGAGGCGGGCACGGAGCGGGAGGGGUACGUGUGGGAGGAGGGGCCGCACAGCUUCCAACCCAGCGAUGCCAUGCUGCAAUGCGCUCUCGACUGUGGCAUUCUCCCCGACUUGUGCUCGGAGCUCCUGACGCUCCCCGCUACGUCUUUUGGGACGGCAAGCCUGCGUCCCAUUCCCUCGGGCCCCGGCGAUCUGAUCUCCUCUGACCUGAUCACGCUGGGAGGGAAGCUACGGGCAGCACUGGGGUUCGCAGGGGUCAGAGUAGCCCAGGCAGCCAGCAGCACGGAGGAGAGCGUGUCGGAGUUUGUGUCUCGCAUCCUCGGCCCUCAACUGCUGCACCGACUGGUCGACCCCUUCUGCUCCUGCAUAUUCGCAGGGGAUGCAGCGCAGAUGAGCAUGCGGGCAGCGUUCAACCGCAUAUGGCGCAUGGAGGCGGAAGGGGGGCUCGCUGCUGAAUGGAAUGAGGAUGGCGCUGGGCGACAGACUGCAGAUCUGGGAGGAGAAGAGGAAAGAGAAGGAGAAGGAGAAGGAGAAGGAGAAGGAGAAGGAGAAGGAGAAGGAGAAGGAGAAGGAGAAGGAGAGAGAAGGAGAAGGAGAAGGAGAAGGAGAAGGAGAAGGAGAAGGAGAAGGGAGAAGGAGAAGGAGAAGGAGAAGGAGAAGGAGAAGGAGAAGGAGAAGGAGAAGGGAGAAGGAAGAAGGAGGGAAGGGAAGGAGAAGGGAAGGAGUCCGGCAAAGCCUGUUGGCGACACUGCGACUGCAUCGCUGACCGUCUCCCCAAGCCUCAGGCCAAUCAGUGGGCUCCUUUCGAUCAGGGCUCGUCACUCUCACGCGUGCCAUGGCUGAAAGGCUAGGCAGCAGAGUGCGUGUGGGGUGGCGGCUGGUGGGCGUGCAGCAGCGAGCACAAGGGGGGUUGUUCUGACCUACGACACGCCACAUGGCACAACACAAGUGGCUGCUCGCUCUGUGCUGCUAACCGUACCUGCUUAUGUUGCUGCUGACGUCAUCAGGCCAUUCUCUCCCACAGCAGCAGAUGCACUUACCGCCAUUCCCUACCCGCCCAUGGCGUCCGUGGCGCUGUCGUACCCAGCCACUGCUGUGAGGGAGGGGGCGGAGAAGGCAGGGGAGCUAAGGGGGUAUGGGCAGCUGCACCCGAGCUCGCAG
Molecule: messenger RNA, 1958 nt
Organism: Closterium sp. NIES-67
Lineage: Eukaryota; Viridiplantae; Streptophyta; Zygnematophyceae; Desmidiales; Closteriaceae
Source: the annotation of a GenBank genome assembly